UUGAUUAUGAAGUGUGCGCUAGCUAGCUUUUAAAGUUUUUUGAACAAACCCCACAUAAUAGUGCCAAACCUUACCGAGAAGGAGUCCUUAAAUGCUGCAGUUGGUGCAGUUGUGCAGCCCCCAUUACUGCAUCAACAUUAGCCACGCAACCACAUAAGAGAGAAAAGUCUCUCUAUCCAUCUAGCAUUUACAUUCUCUCAUUCAUAUCAAUUACUACUACUACUACUACUACAUCCACAAUUUCAUCACAACUCUCUCUGUAGAUAAACAAACAAUACCUUACCUUGUUGUGCCAAAGGGCAAUGAACUAUAUUCAGACCAAAUGCGUGGUUAAGCGCAAAGGCAAAGAAACAGCUGCUGAAACUGAAACCUUGUGUUUUACAAAGUCCAAGGAUAACAAUAACAUGUGCGACCGCCACAGCGGAAAACGCUACCCUUUGUUGUCGUUUUGGGAGCUGCCGGAAUACAUGAAGGACAACGAAUACAUUCUACGUUAUUACAGAGCUAAUUGGCCUUUCAAGCAAGCUCUCUUCAGCCUCUUUCGUUGGCAUAACGAAACCUUAAAUGUUUGGACCCAUUUAAUUGGGUUUUUACUCUUUCUUGGAUUGACCCUCGCCAAUUUAAUGAAGCCUACAGUGGUGGAUCUCUUGGAACUCUUUACCAGGUCUUUUUCUUCAAGCGCGGAAAAAAAUGUUUCUCAUAACGUCAAAGAUUUGUUUCAGGGAACAACAUUACUCUUUGAUCUAAAUCAUCAAACGCCUUUGACAAUCGAACUUCAGUCCACAGCACUGGUUAUAGCAAGAUGGCCAUUCUUUGUUUUCCUAGGUGGUUCCAUGUUCUGCCUCCUCUCUAGCAGCAUGUGCCACCUCUUUUGUUGUCACUCCCGUGACUUGAACCUGUUCCUGUGGCGAAUGGACUAUGUAGGAAUAGUUGUCAUGAUCAUAACCUCCUUUUUCCCUCAAAUCUACUAUGUCUUCCUAUGUGAACCUCACUGGCAAAUCAUCUACCUUGCUGGGAUCACAGCCAUGGGACUAUUCACCAUAGCAACGAUGCUCUCUCCGACACUUUCGACUAGCAAAUACCGCGCAUUUCGGGCCAUGUUGUUCUGUUCAAUGGGACUUUUCGGCAUUGUGCCUGCAAUCCAUGCAUGCUUUGUGAAUUGGAGCAAUCCUAGACGCAACAUUACCUUAGCAUAUGAAAUUGGCAUGGCCUUGUCUUACUUGACAGGAACCUUAUUCUAUGUGACAAGGAUACCCGAAAGGUGGAAGCCUGGGUGGUUCGAUUUGGCAGGUCAUAGCCAUCAAAUAUUUCAUGCUCUUGUUGUUGUUGGGGCAUUGGCACAUUAUGCAGCCACUCUUCAAAUGCUAGAGUGGCGUGACUCUUUUGGGUGUGACACGGUUCUAUGAUCCAUAUAUGUCUCUUUCACAAAGAUAAACUUAUAUGCAGCAUAAGAUGGAUUUGAUUGGGGUUUUCAUAUUAAUUGUAGUGGCCCAAGCUUUUCUCUGUAGUGAUAUUAAGGAGCAUUGCUUCAUUGUUGGGUUUCAAGCCUGUGAUAACUACCAAAGUCCAAAGAGGCUGUGAUUCUUCUGAAUAUAAUUAUUUAAUUCUCCUCUUCUUUCUCUAGUGCCUUGAUUUUGUUCCCUUUUGAAUUUGUUAGUCAAUAUAAUAGGAUUGUACCUA
Messenger RNA from Glycine soja, 1680 nucleotides. RefSeq names its product heptahelical transmembrane protein 1-like. Bases 303 to 1406 code for a protein of 367 amino acids. The record is from RefSeq and is a predicted model, not a curated record. Gene Ontology annotation, cellular component: membrane. Gene Ontology annotation, molecular function: signaling receptor activity. Lineage: Eukaryota; Viridiplantae; Streptophyta; Magnoliopsida; Fabales; Fabaceae. The transcript has 4 exons. Gene Ontology annotation, biological process: response to hormone.